Messenger RNA from Mesitornis unicolor (brown roatelo), 696 nucleotides. It is a transcript of the gene RPA2, whose product is annotated as replication protein A2, 32kDa. The transcript has 7 exons. Gene Ontology annotation, cellular component: site of double-strand break; DNA replication factor A complex; nucleus. Gene Ontology annotation, biological process: DNA replication; nucleotide-excision repair; double-strand break repair via homologous recombination. The annotation marks the transcript as partial. Gene Ontology annotation, molecular function: DNA binding. NCBI's taxonomy places the organism in Eukaryota, Metazoa, Chordata, Aves, Mesitornithiformes, Mesitornithidae. The record is from RefSeq and is a predicted model, not a curated record.
AGAAUCCGCUCCCAGAACAUCGUGCCCUGCACCGUGUCGCAGCUGCUGGCAGCAGAGCAGGUGGAGGAGAACUUCCGAAUCCGCAACAUGGACAUCUCCCAGGUCACCAUUAUGGGGAUAAUUCGGCACGCUGAGAAGGCACCGACCAACAUUCUCUACAAAGUGGAUGAUAUGACAGCAGCCCCGAUGGAUGUCAGGCAGUGGGUUGAUACUGAUGAGGCAGGUGGUGAGAAUGUUGUGGUACCUCCAGGAACUUACGUAAAAGUAACGGGCCACCUUCGCUCUUUCCAGAAUAAGAAAAGCUUGGUGGCAUUUAAAAUAAUGCCUCUGGAAAACAUGAAUGAGUUCACCGCACACAUACUAGAGAUUGUCAACGCACAUAUGAUCCUCAGAAAAAACCUUAUGUCAGCACCAAGAAUGCCUCAGUCGUUCUCCUCCGCCGGGAUUGGUGACGUGGGGGGCUACGGAGGAGGGGGCAGCCUACCAGUGAACGGACUGACAGCGCAUCAGAGUCAGGUGCUGAACUUGAUUAAAAACUGCCCUGUCCCAGAAGGCAUGAGUCUGCAAGAGCUGAAGGUUCAGCUUCACAACAUGAGCAUGUCGACGAUCAAGCAAGCUGUUGAAUUCCUUAGCAGCGAGGGACACAUCUACUCCACGGUGGAUGAUGAUCACUAUAAGUCAACAGAUGCUGAGUGA